AUGCUUUCAGUGGUCCCCUUAUCAGUUUUCACCAUAUUGCUCGUUGUUCAGAGUAAUGCUCGAUCAGUGGUCAAAGUCCAAAGUCAGGAAGAUGAAUCCAAACCAGAUACUGAAGUGAUCGGCCCAAAGUAUUACGCAUGUCCACAUUUGAAUCCAGCCGAAAACACGAAAAUGCACGAGCGUUCUGAUGCCAGCUGUGAUCAGUCAAAGUCUGCAGCGGCCAAACAAGAUCAGGGUUGCAGCUGUGAGUAUUUAGUGGCUGAACGCAAUUCACAAGGAUGUGCCACAUCCUACUUUACGCUUUGUCAACGUGAAAAGUCUGCUUUCGAUGCCAUCUCACUCGGAGCGCUCUAA
Molecule: messenger RNA, 354 nt
Organism: Anisakis simplex (herring worm)
Lineage: Eukaryota; Metazoa; Nematoda; Chromadorea; Rhabditida; Anisakidae
Source: the annotation of a GenBank genome assembly